This is a messenger RNA of Priapulus caudatus, 2650 nucleotides long. RefSeq names its product ATPase family AAA domain-containing protein 3-B-like. Gene Ontology annotation, cellular component: mitochondrion. The transcript has 8 exons. The record is from RefSeq and is a predicted model, not a curated record. Lineage: Eukaryota; Metazoa; Priapulida; Priapulimorpha; Priapulimorphida; Priapulidae. Gene Ontology annotation, biological process: mitochondrion organization. The coding region runs from base 86 to 1903 and encodes 605 amino acids. Gene Ontology annotation, molecular function: ATP binding; ATP hydrolysis activity; zinc ion binding.
CCCAUUGCACUACACGUGUGUUCAGUCAACCAGUGGCUUAUGAAAAGUCACUCUUUCCAUUGACAUUUAUGUAAUUACACCUAAAAUGUCUUGGUUAUUUGGAAUGAACAAAGGGCAGCCGCCUCCGGAAAUGCCACAAUUCCCCCAGUUUCCGCAACCACCCCCGUCAGACGGAGGAAAAGAUGGGGAUCAAGCAGCAGCUGAUGCAAAGAAGAUGGAGGCAUACCGCUUUGACUCGGCUGCCUUAGAAAGAGCUGCAAAGGCUGCAAAAGAACUAGAGGGUUCAAAGUAUGCCAAAGAUGCCCUUGAAUUGACCAAACAACAAGAAACCACAAAACAGUUAGAAUUCCAAACACAAAUACGGGAAUAUGAAGCCGCGAUGGAGAAGAUGAACAUUGAGAAGGAGAGGGUGGCUCAUGAGGAGCGUCGAAAAACUCUUGCUGAGGAAUCGAAGCAUCAUCAGCAACGGUCUCAGUACCAGGACCAACUUGCCAGAAAGAGGUAUGAUGACCAGCUAGACCAACAAAAGCAGAUGAAUGAACAAAAUCUGAGACGGCAAGAGGAGAGCGUUAAGCGACAGGAGGAGAUGAAGAAAUCGACGGUGGAAUAUGAGUCAGACUUGCGCUACAAGAAUGACAUGAAGCGUAUUGAAGCUGAACUGAGAGGCAAAGCACAGGUCGAGCGGGAGAACCACGACCUCUACAUGGACCAGAUCCGGCUGAAGGCGUCCGAGAAGCGCGUCACCGUGAUGGAGUCGAUCCGCACGGCCGGCUCCGUGCUCGGCACCGGCCUGCAGGCGUUCAUCUCCGACUGGGACAAGGUGACGGCGGCCGCCGGCGGGCUGACGCUGCUCGCGCUGGGCGUCUACUCGGCGAAGAUGGGCACGGGCGUCGCGGCGCGCUACGUCGAGAGUCGCCUCGGCAAGCCGUCGCUCAUCCGCGAGACGUCGCGCUUGACGUUCGUCGACGCCCUCAAGCAUCCAAUCAAGACGGCGCGCAGGUUGCGAACAAAGCCGCAGGAUGCAUUGACGGGAAUUAUUCUGAAGCCUACUCUAGAGGAACGACUUAGAGAUAUUGCUAUAACAACGCGGCACACAAAGAAGAACAAAGGCUUCUAUAGGAACAUCAUGUUUUACGGUCCACCUGGUACUGGAAAGACAAUGUUUGCUAAAAGUUUGGCACUACAUUCAGGCAUGGACUAUGCGAUCAUGACGGGCGGCGACGUGGCGCCGAUGGGUCGCGAGGGCGUCAGCGCCAUCCACAAGGUGUUCGACUGGGCGAGCACGAGCCGGCAGGGCCUGCUGCUGUUCCUCGACGAGGGCGACGCGUUCCUGCGGAAGCGCAGCACGGAGACGAUCAGCGAGGACAUGCGCGCGACGCUGAACGCGUUCCUCUACCGCACGGGCGAGCAGUCGCACAAGUUCAUGCUCGUCGUCGCGAGCAACCAGCCCGAGCAGUUCGACUGGGCCGUCAACGACCGUAUCGACGAGAUGGUCGAGUUUGACUACCCGGGCGUCGAGGAGCGCGAGCGGCUCACGCGGCUCUACUUCGACGCGUUUGUGCUGCGGCCGGCGACGGAGGGCGCGAAGCGGUUGAAGGUUGCGACCUUCAACUACGGCGCCAAGUGCACGGAGAUCGCGCGCCGCGUCGACGGCCUGUCGGGCCGCGAGAUCUCGAAGCUGGGCGUCGCGUGGCAGGCGGCGGCGUACGCGUCGGAGGGCGGCGUGCUCACGGAGGCGAUGGUGGACGAGCGGGUUGAGGACGCCAUCCGGCAGCACGCGAAGAAGGUCGCCUGGCAGGUAGAGCAGUCGUCGGCAGCGGGUCAGGAGACGAAGCUGCAGCAGCAGUACCGCUCCAGCAAGGAUCUCGACGCGUUUGUUCCACCGAGCAUCAAGGAGAAGUGAUAAACGCUGUUCGGUAAUCGAUGCGAUGUAAUGUUACGUAGUCACGGAGCGGCCAGUGGCGUCUGCCGUUCAGUGGCAGUGGUAAUGCAACAGCGAGUACUAGACGUGGUUGAGGAAUCGUAGUCGGGCAGGUUGCGUGCCAUGUUAGUAUGGUUAGAAAACGUUGUAUGGAAUGCUAUCUAUUGUUCAUAGUGGAUUUCCAUCGAGAUUGUUACUAUUAGUGUAAAUGAUCUGUUAUUUAAUGCUAACAGAGAAUGAUUUCCUUACGAUGAACGUGUUAUUGUAACAAAUUAAACAUUUUUACUCCCUUGUUUAAGUUCUGAAGUUGUUAAACCUCUUUUUUUUCACAAACGUGUUUGUGUUUUAGCACAUCGAGUCUGUUGAGCGCAUAGUGGCACCUAUUUAUAUGCCCAGAAUUGGGCUUUGAAAAGACUAGUAAUGAGCAAUCGAAAGCUUCCUCAAGUUUUAUUUAGGAUAAGUGAUUUUGUGAGUCUAGGCACAAGCUUUUCAAGUAACAUUUUGAAUUCCUACUGCAAGUGCAGUUCGCAGUUUUGACAGCGAGUUGCACAGAGCAAGAUGUUGCGCAAUGAUUUUUAGCUCAACAGCUGUAGGUAUACAUUACUUGCUUCUUGUUUACCCUUGUGAUACGGCUGCCAAUCCUAUCAUGGUGAAGACAUUUUUGCUCGUGCUAUAAGCAACGUUGUAGAAUAUUAUAUUAAAUAAAUUAAAAUUAAUUAACAAGAUUAA